GAGCUUUAACCUCAACUCAAGGAGAGUUGGCACAUGCUCUGCGGUUCUUGGCUUCAGUGGUGUCACAGAGCUUCAUAGCCUUCGGCGACAUUCUUGAGUUACAUAAGAAGUUCCUUGAACUUUCUGGUGGCAUUAACCGGAUCUUUGAGCUUGAGGAGUUUACACGCUUCGCUCAAAGAAAUACUGUGGUGUCUCCCAAUGCCAUCAGUGCAGCCUCAAAAGAAACGAUUUCGUUUCAUGAAGUGGACAUUGUAACACCAUCACAGAAGCUAUUGGCUAGAAAACUCUCGUGCGAUGUGGUACAAGGGAAAAGCCUUCUUCUGACCGGUCCCAAUGGUAGUGGAAAGAGUUCUAUUUUUAGAGUGCUCAGGGAUCUCUGGCCCACCUUCUCUGGGAGAGUUACCAAGCCCUCAGAAGGGAUGUUUCACGUUCCUCAGCGCCCAUAUACCAGCCUAGGUACUCUGCGGGAUCAGAUCAUAUACCCUCUCUCAAGGGAGGAAGCGAAGAUAAAAGUUCUUUCGCUACAUAGAUCUGGUAACAAUUCUAGUGCCUCCAUGCUGCUGGAUGAUCACCUGAAGACAAUUCUAGAGAAUGUUCGGCUGGUGUAUCUUCUAGAAAGGGAAGGGUGGGAUUCUACACCAAACUGGGAAGAUGUUCUGUCGUUAGGGGAACAACAGAGGCUUGGAAUGGCUCGUUUGUUUUUCCAUCAUCCUAAGUUUGGUAUCCUGGACGAGUGCACCAAUGCUACGAGUGUUGAUGUCGAAGAGCAUCUGUACAGACUUGCAACUAGCAUGGGCAUAACUGUGAUCACUUCCUCUCAAAGGCCUGCUUUGAUACCCUUCCAUGCCUUGGAGCUGAAGCUCAUUGACGGCGAAGGGAACUGGGAGCUAUGUGCGAUCCAGCAGUGAGUGAUGGUGCCCAUUAGGAGUUGAUGCCAUUAAAUGCACCAUCAGCUGCAUGUACAAAAGCAAGCAGCUAGCACAUUGCCAUUGUUUGUGUAUGGACAACGUAGACAGUGGCAGCGUUGCUAUGUUGGAAGAUGCUAUAUUCUUGUCAUAGUCUGCCUCAGGUUGAGCAGCAAAGCAUUGUGAUGAUGUAUGAUUGUGAGCCAUGCAUGGUAGCUGAAUCCUGAUAUUAGCUUUUAGAUAGUGGACAUGAUUGUGAGCCAUGCAUGGUAGCUGAAUAGCAGAGCAGAAGGGUUGUGUGUUAGAAGCUGUACCUAUUGAUUCAUUACAUUAUAUUGAUUCUGCGUAGCAGAUGUAUAUUACAGGCAAGCAAAAUAUAAAUAAAUACGAUGUGGAAUUGUGGAUGCUGCUGCCAU
This is a messenger RNA of Zea mays, 1321 nucleotides long. The record is from RefSeq. Lineage: Eukaryota; Viridiplantae; Streptophyta; Magnoliopsida; Poales; Poaceae.